Messenger RNA from Saprolegnia parasitica CBS 223.65, 799 nucleotides. RefSeq lists its product as hypothetical. The record is from RefSeq and is a predicted model, not a curated record. The transcript has a single exon. Bases 62 to 772 code for a protein of 236 amino acids. NCBI's taxonomy places the organism in Eukaryota, Oomycota, Saprolegniomycetes, Saprolegniales, Saprolegniaceae. Gene Ontology annotation, molecular function: calcium ion binding.
AGCGUCUGAAAGCAUCGAUUGAACCGCCGGGCGUUGCGGCGUCAGUUUUGAAGCGACCGCAAUGGCAGACGAUGGCGACGCCAAGGGCAUGAUUGCGCAAGAAGAGCGUGAGCUCCGGCGCGUCUUCGACCACCUCGCGGGCUUUCGUCAGAAGAAAAAACUCGGUCAGAGUAUCGCGACGCUUCGCGACCGAAAAGCACAGCUCGAGUUUGCCAAUUCCAACUUUUCAAGCAACUCGGCGCCGAUCUUUGACGCCGCUGGCAAGAAGAUGACGCAACCCGAGAUUGUUGCGGAGCUGCGGUCCGUCGAAGCCGACGUGGACGCGCACACCACGGAGCUAGCGGCGCUCAGCAGCGCGGCGGCGGCGACCUCGCGUGUUAUCAAAAGCGAAGACCUCUACGAUGCCAUCAAGGCGCUCGGAAAGGUGUGCGCCAAGAAAGAGAUUAGUGAUAUGAUCUGGGAGGCUGAUGAGAACCUCGAUGGCGCUGUCGACUGGGAGGAGCUGCGGGGUAUGUUCAACCGCAACCUUCUCGACAAGACCGAGCUGGAGCCCGUCAAUUUAUUCAACGUCGUGCAGUUCAUGACGUACGACAAGAAGAUGUGCGGUACGAUUACCGCUGACGACACGAUGGCGAUCCUCUUUGCGCGCUACGGCCAAGCGCAACUCGAGACGAAGAUGAAGACGCUCUUUGGCGACUCGGACGAGCUUUCGUUUGUCAACUAUCUCGACCGCGUCGGAAAGCAGCGCAAGCCCAAGAAAGCUCCGGCAUAAGAAGCGGUAGACGCUGGAAAUACACUG